Molecule: messenger RNA, 2928 nt
Organism: Castor canadensis (American beaver)
Lineage: Eukaryota; Metazoa; Chordata; Mammalia; Rodentia; Castoridae
Gene: Cab39l
Product: calcium binding protein 39 like
Biological process (GO): intracellular signal transduction
Molecular function (GO): protein serine/threonine kinase activator activity
Source: RefSeq, a predicted model, not a curated record
GCAUCGCCGGAGUGGUGGCGCAGCUGUUUCCUUCGAAACUUAUGUUGAUCGCUGAGUUUAGUGAAAACUGAGAAAGUUGAAACAAACCUGCAGAUGAUACAGUACUUCUAAGCAUUCUGUACUGGAAGAAGAGGUUUAUACAUGAAAAAAAUGCCUUUGUUUAGUAAAUCACACAAAAACCCAGCAGAAAUUGUGAAAAUUCUGAAAGACAAUAUGGCUAUUUUGGAAAAACAAGACAAAAAGACAGAAAAGGCUUCAGAAGAAGUGUCAAAAUCACUACAAGCAAUGAAAGAAAUUCUGUGUGGUACGAAUGACAAGGAGCCACCAACAGAAACUGUGGCUCAGCUGGCACAAGAACUCUACAACAGCGGACUGCUAGUGACAUUGAUAGCCGACCUACAGCUGAUAGACUUUGAGGGAAAAAAAGAUGUGACCCAGAUAUUUAACAACAUUCUGAGAAGACAGAUAGGCACUCGGAGUCCUACUGUGGAGUACAUUAGUGCUCAUCCUCACAUCCUGUUUAUGCUCCUCAAAGGGUAUGAAGCCCCACAGAUUGCCUUACGUUGUGGAAUUAUGCUGAGAGAAUGUAUUCGACAUGAGCCACUUGCCAAAAUCAUCCUCUUUUCUAAUCAAUUCAGAGAUUUCUUCAAGUAUGUGGAGUUGUCAACAUUUGAUAUUGCUUCAGAUGCCUUUGCUACUUUUAAGGAUUUACUAACUAGACAUAAAGUGUUGGUAGCAGACUUCUUAGAACAAAAUUAUGACACUAUUUUUGAAGACUAUGAGAAACUGCUUCAGUCUGAGAAUUAUGUGACUAAGAGACAGUCUUUAAAGCUGCUAGGUGAGCUGAUCCUGGACCGCCACAACUUCGCCAUUAUGACCAAGUACGUCAGCAAGCCCGAGAACUUGAAGCUCAUGAUGAAUCUCCUGCGGGAUAAAAGCCCCAACAUCCAGUUUGAAGCCUUCCACGUCUUUAAGGUGUUUGUGGCCAGUCCUCACAAAACACAGCCUAUCGUGGAGAUUCUGCUCAAAAAUCAACCCAAACUCAUUGAGUUUCUGAGUAGCUUCCAAAAAGAAAGGACGGACGAUGAGCAGUUCACUGAUGAGAAGAAUUAUCUGAUCAAGCAGAUUCGAGACCUGAAGAAAACAGCCCCGUGAAGACCUCCCAUUGCCCGCCACAGCCAUUGUCUCCUUGCCCAGUUUGUACAAUGUCACUUCAGAAUGUCAUUCUUGGGAAGGUUUUGGAGGUGCCUGUUUUUUCUCAGUUGUUCAGGGUAGAUGAAAUAUAAACAAUCUAAUGGAAACAUUAACCUAGAGUAAUAUAUUCAUUUUAAUCAAGUCUGAUUACUUAUGUGAAAUCAGAACCAUUGUAUUAGGUAUUUAUAAAAGCAAGUUUAACUCAUGGAGCUGAGCCCUGAGUCACCGUGAGUCACAAGUAGGAGGAACUCGAAUGGUGGCUCUUCUGCUUCCUGAGGUGGGGAAGUAGGGAGAGGAAUAGCUCUACUUGUCUGCACUUACAUGAAAAAAUCCCAGUAGACAGGGCUGGUGUUGUCGAUCCUGUGUAGCCCAUUGUUUCCUGCCUGUUACCUUCUGACUAAUUAGUGGUUCUGACUUCUGGAGUCCCCUCCCAGCUCAUUGUCUGCUCAGUGUCCCACAUUCCACCCAGGGCCCACUGCACCUGCAGCAAGCAGCAUGCUAGUCAGUGAGGAGGGCUGGAGUGGGUCAGCAGGGGACACUGGGGCACAGAGGACCCAUGGGGUGUGACCUGCCCACUAGAGAACUAUAAAUGCAUGGUUCCAGAUAGAGUCACUUGCUCCGUAUGGACCUCUAAGGGCACGAGGCCAUGAUGGUCUUAUGGGAGGAAUGCUUUGUGAUGACCAUGUGCAGGAGUCAUUGCACUGACUCAAACCAUGGGUCUAGAGGGCACGGUGGAAGACUCCAUCAAUAUGGGGUUAUCGCCCUGGGAGAGGGAGUGAUUCACACACAGAAAAGUUCUCAGAUGGCUGAAGUUUGUUUUCUAAUAAGCUGUCAUUCUGUAACUGCCAUCAAGUUCUUCUGUGAAAAGGUAGAAAAAUAUACAAAUUUUGGUCCAUUCCAAACACCGUUUUGCACAAUAGGAUAAUUACGAAGUUAAUUUGUAUUCCUUUAAAAGGUAUGGGAGCAAAAAAUCAGUUCUACAAAGGUCAUGGCAUGUUUUCAGACAUCAGAUGUAUAAGAUGGAAUUUUAGAGCUAUAUUUACAAGACAUCAAUGGUACAAUUGCUCAUCAGCAUUCUUUAUAAAUUACGAGUUGUUGCCUUCCAUAGAAACUCUGCAGGUGCUGUGUUUCCUGUUGUCAGUCACAUCCUUCUCUGCCCAGAGAUGAAGAGAAAGGCUUCCCAGGAUCAGUGCCCUGUGCAGACUCUGUGCCUGCAGCAUUACGUCCCAUUUUGUGGCCAGGGUGUGUGUUGGGGAGUACCUGCCAUACCUCUUCUAGCAGCUCCAGACAGGGCCGGCAAGUGGGGGUCAGUGGCAGCCCCUGGCGACCUGCAUUCCUUAGUCACUGAAGUCAGAUUAUCUUUAUGACAUUCCCUGACAGUCUAGAGUCCCUUAGAAUCUGAAUUUCUGGGUUUGCUUUAAAUUUGAUUAAAAAAGAUGAGUGUAAAUAUUAAAAAAUGAAGGUGAACGAACCAUUGGAAAUGUAUUUGGUUGUUUAAUUCUGUGCCCCAACACCAUGGGAUGCAUGUUUUCAACCAGAAAGCAAAGCUUCCUAAUUCUUUUUCGAUAAAGAAACACUUUAUUUCCUUUGGGCUUGAAUUAGCUCUUCCCUAGCAUGCCCUUAUCCCAGCUCUGAACCUGUCAGACAGAAACUAUCAAGUCUCAUACGCAAUAAAUGAAGUAGCCAGGGUUUCAUUGUGUUGUGAGUUUAUAAAGUCACUUGAAAGGGGGAACA